AUGUCCGGUGCCCCUUUCAACUCCCAAGCCGCCGUGCAGCGGCUCAAGGCCCUUGUCGGCCUGGACGACAAAAACGCCCAGGACCUCUCAACCAAGCCGGAGCGGGUGACAGACCUCACGGGGUUCUUCGAAACCCACCAGGUCACCCCUGACAGUCCCCGUGAGCUCAAGUUUAUGCUCUUCAACGUCUGGACGAAGGUACGGCAGCUGCGGCAUCGCGACCUCCUCGCGGGCUACGUUACGGCCGGGAAGUUCACCAUCAUGCAGAAAGUCGACGCCGCGAUCCGGUUCGUGAACGGGGUGAAGGACGCCGAGGGGGAGAUCCACCUUAACGAGCUCGAGCAGGCCUGCGGGGUCGGCGUCGAGAUCGGCGAAGGGGAAGUCGUCGCGGCGGUCCAGAAGGCCCUCGCCGCGGAGGACCGGCGGGCGCUGAAGGCCACCUGGAUGAAAAACCCGAAUAUCUUGCUCGGGAAGAUGCGCCGCGUGGAUGGGCUGCGGUGGGCCGAGGUCGACCACAUCCGGGCCGCGCUCGAGCACCUCAUACCGGAGCUUGUUCGGGAUGUCAACCUCGAGAUCGCAAGGGAGGAGGCCUCGGGAGAGGAAGUCGAGGGGGCCCUUACCGCCGCGAUGUCGCGAAAGGAGGUGAAAACCUGCCCGCGGAGCGACAACUUUCGCGCGGUCGCGAAGAACCUGCCGUCGACCCGCCUUGGCGAGCUCGCCAAAGCGGCGGAGGGGUCGACGGUGUAUUUGAUCGGGUGGGCCCACCGCGUUCGUCAUCAGUCCCGCAUGUCUUUCGUCAUCCUUCGGGACGGGACGGGGUACGUGCAGUGCGUCUUCGACGGUGCCGUCGAGCCUUUUCACCGGGAAUCUUCUCUGGCCAUCCGCGGCGUCAUCCGCAGCGAACCGAAGGCGAAGACCGAGCUGCAGCCCCCGAUUGAGAUCCAUGUCCAGGAGUACGCAAUCAUCGGCAAGUCGGACGGCUCCAUCGAGACCAUCAUCACGGCGGAGAGCUCCGUUGACAAGCUGCUCGACCAGCGCCAUAUCAUCCUUCGUGGGACGAACGGAAGCACCGUGAUGAAGGUCCGCCACGAGCUGCUUCGCAUUUUUCGAGAAUUUUUCUGGUCGAAGGGCUACUAUGAGGUGAACCCACCGACUAUCGUGAUGGCGGCGUGCGAGGGCGGUUCUACCGUUUUUGAUUUGGCCUACUAUGGGGAAAAGGCCUACCUCACGCAGUCUUCGCAGCUUUACCUGGAGACCGUAACCGCCUCGCUCGGCAAUGUCUACUGCUGUAUGCCCAGCUACCGCGCGGAGAAGUCGAAGACGAAGCGCCACCUCAGCGAGUACACCCACCUCGAGGUCGAGUACGACAUCUGCACUUUCGAGGACCUCCUUUCCAACCUGGAGGAGUUGAUCACGCACGUUUUUGACGCCGUCAUUGCCCGCGCCGGCAACCUCAUCGCGCUCCUCAACCCCUCGCAGGUGAUCGACCUUGACGAGGAUCUUUUCGACCCCUCGAAUUACAAAUACCGCCCCAAGCGGCCCUUCCGCCGGCUGCGGUACAGCGAGGCGAUUGAGUUCUGCAAUGCGAACGGCAUCCUAAACCCCGAGACGGGGGCCCCGUUUAAGAUUGGUGAGGACAUCACCGACCAGCCCGAGCGCGCGAUGGUGGCGAAGUUCAACGAAUUUAUUCUUAUGACUCACUUCCCUGCGGAAAUGAAGUCUUUUUACAUGCAGCGCGACCCAGCAGAGCCGGCCUUGACGGAGUCCGUCGACGUCCUCGCGCCCGGGAUCGGCGAGAUCGUCGGGGGGUCCAUGCGUAUGUGGAAUUAUGAGGAACUAAUGUCGGUCUACGAGCGGGAUAAGAUGGACCCCUCGGUCUGCACGUGGUAUAUCGAUCAGCGGCGGUAUGGCAGCGUCCCACAUGGGGGGUUUGGCCUGGGGAUGGAGCGUAUGUUAACGUGGAUGUUGGACUUGGAUAGCGUGAAGGAUGCCUGUCUCUAUCCACGAUAUAUGGGGCGUUGUAAGCCAUAA
Phytomonas sp. Hart1 is the source of this 2031-nucleotide messenger RNA. Lineage: Eukaryota; Euglenozoa; Kinetoplastea; Trypanosomatida; Trypanosomatidae. The record is from the annotation of a GenBank genome assembly.